This is a messenger RNA of Diplodia corticola, 3909 nucleotides long. Its product is annotated as elongator complex protein 1. Gene Ontology annotation, biological process: tRNA wobble base 5-methoxycarbonylmethyl-2-thiouridinylation. Gene Ontology annotation, molecular function: tRNA binding; protein binding. The transcript is spliced from 7 exons. The record is from RefSeq and is a predicted model, not a curated record. NCBI's taxonomy places the organism in Eukaryota, Fungi, Ascomycota, Dothideomycetes, Botryosphaeriales, Botryosphaeriaceae. Gene Ontology annotation, cellular component: elongator holoenzyme complex; cytosol. Bases 1 to 3909 code for a protein of 1302 amino acids.
AUGCGCAACCUGAGGUGUGUGCGGAACGCCGUCCGCAGAGUCCCCGCCGACGCCCUGCCGCUCACUGCAACCGCAUGGGACACGUCCGCGGACUCGCUAAUCUGCACCUUUGGCCCGUCUGAGUCAAGUGCCGUCAUCGAGCUCAAGCGCCUGCAAGACGACGCCAGCACCGCCCCGGAUGCCUUCUCCCUGAUCGCCUCCUGGGACGCCCCGUGCCCGCUGCCCGAGCUGGCCUGCGACUGCGUCGUGAGUCUGCAGUAUUUCCCCGACACGCUGACGGCAUGCCUGGUGCUCGCCGGCGGCGACAUCGUCAUUGUCCGCGAGGAGCCGCUGCACGGCGAGGACAUGAUUGAAAUCGUCGGCUCCGUCGAUGCUGGCAUCACCGCCGCCGCUUGGUCGCCCGACGAAGAGCUGCUGGCCAUCACCACCCGCGCCAACACCCUGCUGUACAUGACCCGCGACUUUGAGAAUGUCUCCAACAUCUCCUUCACCCCGGACGACAUCCGCGCCUCGAACCACGUGUCUGUCGGAUGGGGCAAGGCCGAGACCCAGUUCAAGGGCAAGCGGGCCAAGGCUCUCCGCGACCCUACUAUGCCCGAGAAGGUCGACCAGGGUCUGCUGAGCCCCCUCGAUGACCAGAGCGUCACCCUCACUUGGAGAGGAGACGGCGCCUAUCUUGCCGUGAACUCUGUCGAGUCGGACGAGAGGCGCAUGGUCCGCGUGUAUUCGAGAGAAGGAGCGCUUGACAGCGUGAGCGAGCCGGUCGACUAUCUCGAGGGCGCCCUUAGCUGGAGGCCGGCAGGUAACAUCAUCGCCGGAGUGCAGCGCCGCGAUGACCGCAUCGAUGUCGUGUUCUUCGAGCGUAACGGACUGCGCCACGGUGAGUUCAGCCUCAGGCUGACGCCCGACGAGAUGAACAGCUGGGGCAGCAACAUCUCGCUUGCUUGGAACACCGACUCCACUGCUCUCACUGUAUGCUUCAAAGACAGAGUCCAGAUCUGGACCAUGGGCAACUAUCACUACUACCUCAAGCAGGAGAUCCGGCUCAGUGAGGACUUGAACUCGACUUCUGCUGUGCAGCCUCGGUGGAACCCUGAAAAGGCACUGAGGCUGGCACUUUCUACGCCGUAUGUUUCGGAAACUCUUGAAUAUGUCUUCUCUGUGGCAGCUUCUUCCGCGGUGCAGCCCGACGAUUUCGGCACAGUUGCGGUCAUCGAUGGCAGAACGCUGAGGGUGACGCCUCUGCGGCUCGCAAACGUUCCCCCUCCAAUGGCUCUGCAUGAAGUGCUGCUUGAGAGCAACGCCAUUGACGUGGCGAUCAACUCCGCGAGCACACUCAUUGCUGCCUUGCACGAAAAUGAAGUCUGCGUGUACAAAUACAGCAUAUCAAGUAAAGAAGCACAAGACCCGGUCCUUGAGACUCGCUAUACCAUCGAAGAUCCCACAGCCAGGCCUCGUCAAGUUGCGUUCCGGGGCGAUUCCGAGAUUUUCGUCCUUCUUGACAACGACGAUAUUGGCGAAAGCGUUGUCUUCUACAAGACCCUGGACCAGGAGGGCUUCACCAUGAUUCCAAUGGACUCUCCACGAUUGCAUACCGUCGUGGCUUCUGUUGAUUACAGCAAGCUCCUUACCAUGGAUGAGGGUGGCUCGGUGUCUUGCAUUGACUCAGAGGUUCUGGAUGGGCCUUCCCCUGUCUCUAAAUUCCCGACCAGGCCGGCGUGGGUUGAGGUGGUGUCACACGACGACGAGGAUAUUGCGUUCGGCCUGACAGCAAACGGAUCACUGUAUGCCAACGGAAGACUGCUGGUGAAAAACUGCACGUCUUUUAGAGUGACUCCGGCACAUCUUGUCUUCACCACAACACAACAUCUUCUCAAAUUCGUGCAUCUCGCCUCUGUUGAAGAACUCGAGGUCCCUCCUGACGAGCCGGAAAAGGACGAGCGUUGCCGCAGCGUUGAGCGAGGUGCUCGUCUGGUCUCAGUGAUGCCCACGUCUUACUCGGUUGUCCUACAGAUGCCCAGAGGGAAUCUCGAGACCAUCUUCCCCCGAGCCUUGGUCGUCGCAGGAAUCCGCAAGAGCAUUGCCGAGAAGAAGUACAAGAGAGCUUUCAUGGCUUGUCGUAACCAACGAGUUGACAUGAACAUUCUCCAUGACCACAUGCCGGACCAAUUCAUGGCCAACACUCAGCUCCUCCUCGACCAGCUCAAGAAGUUCACGCACGUCGAUUUAUUCCUCUCCCAAUUACGGAAUGAAGACGUGACGCAGACCAUGUACAAGGAGACCGUGAAGAGGCCAAACGGCGGUGCCGUGACAAGUGGUGCUUCAAGCAAUGAAUCAAGCUUCGACGUCUCCACCAAGGUCAACAGGAUUUGUGACGCUUUCCUCGCGGUUCUCCAGAAGCGCACGGAGACGAAUCUUCAGAACAUCGUCACGGCAAACGUCUGCAAGACUCCCCCCGACCUUGAGGGCGGACUUGGCGUCGUCGCGAAGCUCAGGGAGCAGGACACCAGCCUGGCCGAGAGGGCAGCCGAGCACAUUUGCUUCCUCGCGGACGUCAACCAGCUAUAUGACCACGCGCUGGGCAUGUACAACCUCGACGUCGCGCUGCUCAUUGCUCAGCAGUCGCAAAAAGACCCGAGGGAAUAUCUGCCGUACCUGCAGAGCCUUCAGGAGAUGGAGUUGCUCCGCCGCCGAUUCACCAUCGACGACAACCUCGGCAGGCGGACGAAGGCGAUCGCGCACCUGCACGAGCUGGAUGCGUUCGACGAGCUUAAGGCGUACGCGGAGAAGCACGAGCUGUACAGCGACGCCAUCGCGCUGCACAAGUACCAGCCUGACCGGCUGAACGAUAUCAUGAGGCUCUAUGCGGCGUAUCUCGACAGCCGGAACAGGUACAAAGAGGCGGGCAUCGCAUUCGAAUACCUCUCCGACUUCGCCUCCGCCACCACCGCCUACCGCGCCGCCAACAUGUGGCGCGAAUCCCUCUCCUGCGCCACCUCUGUCCCCCUCCCCGCCGACGAGCUCCGCUCCCUCGCCGAAAGCCUCGCGUCCGGCCUCGCCGAGACGAAGGAAUUCGCCGCGUCCGCCACCAUCCAGCUCGACUACCUCUCCGACCUCGAGGGCGCGGCGCGCACGCUGUGCAAGGGCUACCACUUCGCCGAGGCGCUGCGCGUCGUCGGCAUGCGCGGCCGGCCCGACCUCGUGGACCAGGUCGUCGACCCGGGCCUCGUCGAGGGCUCGGCCAGCAUGACGGAGCUGCUGGCCGACUGCAAGGGCCAGCUGGCGGCGCAGGUGCCGCGGCUGCGCGAGCUGCGGGUCAAGAAGAAGGAAGACCCGCUCGCCUUCUUCGACGGCGGUGGUGCCGGCACCGCAGGCGCUGCGGACUUGAUCCCGGACGACGUCUCCCUCGCGCCGACGGACGCGACGACGUCGGCCGGCACGUUCAUGACGCGCUACACCAACCGCAGCGGCUCGACGCUCAACACGGCGACGACGCGCAAGACGAGCAAGAACCGCCGGCGGGAGGAGCGCAAGCGCGCGCGCGGCAAGAAGGGCAGCGUCUACGAGGAGGAGUACCUGGUCAAUUCCAUCGGCCGGCUGAUCGAGCGCGUCAAUCAGAUCAACGGCGAGGUGGGGAGGCUGGUCGAGGGGCUGAUGAGGAGGGGGAUGAGGGAGCGGGCGGGGGCAGUGGAGGGCGCGAUGGGGGAGGUGGUGGGGGCGUGUGGGGGGUGUGUGGGGGAGGUUUGGGGGCUGGGGGACCGUCAGGAGGAGGAGGGGAAGGAUAAAGUGGAGGGCGAGGUGCAGAUGACGGGGGCGGAUGGGGUUUAUUGGGAUGCGGUGAUGGCGGAGGGGAGGAAGAAGGAGGCCCCGGUCGUGAAGGCGUUUGAGGGGUUGUCGUUGGUGGGGUGA